Molecule: messenger RNA, 1500 nt
Organism: Bombina bombina (fire-bellied toad)
Lineage: Eukaryota; Metazoa; Chordata; Amphibia; Anura; Bombinatoridae
Gene: ALPI
Product: alkaline phosphatase, intestinal
Exons: 11
Coding region: 1-1500 (499 amino acids)
Biological process (GO): dephosphorylation
Cellular component (GO): plasma membrane
Molecular function (GO): alkaline phosphatase activity
Source: RefSeq, a predicted model, not a curated record
AUGACCACCUUACAAAUGGAAGAAACCACACCAGAGUUCUGGAAUAAGAAGAUGCAAACAAGGAUUGAUGAAGCAUUGAAACUAAAGUCCAUUGAACACCGUGCUAAAAAUCUGAUCCUCUUCUUGGGAGAUGGUAUGGGAGUUCCUACUCUGACAGCCACCAGAAUCUGGAGUGGGCAGCUGGAUGGGAAGCUUGGGGAAGAAAAUGAGCUCAAUAUGGAUAAGUUUCCUUAUGUUGCUCUAUCCAAGACAUAUAAUGUGGACAGGCAGGUUCCUGAUAGUGCCGGCACUGCUACAGCUUACCUAUGUGGAAUAAAGGGAAACUAUGGAACCAUUGGAUUAAAUGCAGCUGCCAAGCGAUCAUUAUGCAGCACAGCUAUAGGCAACGAGGUUGAAUCUGUUCUCAAGAGAGCGAAAGCUGCAGGUAAAUCUGUAGGUAUCGUUACCACAACACGUGUCCAGCAUGCCUCCCCUGCUGGUAAUUAUGCUCACACCGCUGACAGAGACUGGUACUCUGAUGCUGAAAUGCCCGCGAAUUCCAGCUGCAGGGACAUCGCUCUACAGCUCAUUUCAAACGUAGAUAUUGAUGUGAUUUUUGGAGGAGGAAGAAAGUACAUGACUCCUAAAGGAACCCCAGAUCCUGAAUACCCCACAAGCUCUGUACAGAAUGGACGGAGAAGAGAUGGCAGAAACCUUAUAGAAGAAUGGGUCAGGAAACACAAGGGUGCUCAAUAUGUGUGGAAUAAAGAGCAGAUGAAUAGAAUUGAGGACACAUCUGCAACCUAUGUAAUGGGGCUAUUUGAACCAGGAGAUAUGAAAUAUGAACUAUAUCGUAAUGAUUCAUCUGAUCCGUCAAUUGGGGAGAUGACAGAAAAAGCCAUUCGUCUCCUGCAGCGGAAUCCGCACGGAUUUUACCUCUUUGUGGAAGAUAAUGGUAGAAUUGACCAUGCACACCAUGAUGGAAUGGCCAAGCAUGCACUAACUGAAGGAGUCAUGUUUGAUCGUGCUAUCAAGAUAGCUGACCAGAUGACCAGAGUUGCUGACACUCUAACCAUAGCGACUGCUGACCACUCCCAUGUGUUUAGCUUUGGAGGAUAUACUUACAGGGGGAGUAGCAUCUUUGGUCUGGCUCCAAAAAAGGCACUCGACAAAAAGUCUUAUACGUCUAUCCUGUAUGGCAAUGGGCCAGGGGCGUUUAUAUUUGAACAAGGUCGUCCUAAUGUGGAUAACAUUACCUCAGAGGAGGCUGAUUACAAACAACAAGCUAUAGUGCCUUUGGAUUCAGAAACUCACGGAGGGGAAGAUGUUGCCAUAUUCUCCAGGGGUCCCAUGGCACAUCUCUUCCACAGUGUCCAGGAGCAAACCUACAUUGCUCAUGUUAUGGCUUAUGCGGCAUGUCUUCCACCUUACUCAGACUGUCCACCUGAACCAUCCAAUGCAUUCAGCCUCACUUCAAGCAGUAUAUUGUUUCUUGUGCCCACUGUAUGGCUGCUUUUAUAG